Messenger RNA from Meloidogyne enterolobii, 693 nucleotides. NCBI's taxonomy places the organism in Eukaryota, Metazoa, Nematoda, Chromadorea, Rhabditida, Meloidogynidae. The record is from the annotation of a GenBank genome assembly.
UGCAAUAAAGAAUGGAGGCAGGAUUUUGAAAGGGAAUUUGCAAUGAAUGUUUCUGAUUUUUAUGAUUUCCCUUUUCAUCCAAAAGUGCUUGAUUAUGUUUCUUUUUUGGCAUAUUGCCGAUUAGCUGAUAGACAAACACAAUGUUUUAUUGAAAGAUGUAAUGAUCAAAACGCCGAUCGUGUAUUUUCUCCAUCAAAUUUUCUUUGUACAUUUAAACGUCAACAUUUCCUUAGAGCCCGUCCCUGUUUAGAAGCAAGUGAACCAAUAGGAUUUUUACGUUGUGAUCGUAGCUGUCAACCUUCUAGUACGGAUAUUGAAGGAGUGGAUAAGCAACGACAUACAGAAUUGGGGAAAGUAUUUUCUGAGACAGAAUUGGAUGCUUACGAGAAAGAAUUAGAUAAACUCUGCUCUUUUCAAAAAUGUUUUGCUAAAUGUCAUGAAGAAAUUGUUGAGCAAAUUUGUACUCCAAGUCAAGCAACAAUCGCUACAGAAUUAAUGCAAACCUAUCUUAAAUGGCAUUCUGCUGAUUUACUUGAUUGGCAUUUAUUAACUGGAAACGAAAGAAUUUUGCCUCAAAGUUGUGCUUUAUUAAUUCAAUUAGAACAAAAAGAAAGACAACAAAAAAGUUUAAAAUUAAAAGAUUUGGAUGAAAUAAAUGAUCCUAUUCUAAUGGCUAUGAUGGCUGCUGCUUAA